UCUCUCUCUCUCUCUCUCUCUCUCUUCUCUCUUUCUCUUUCUCUCUGUCCCUGUGUUUUUGUGUCCUGUCUUCAUGAUUUCUUUAGCCCUCACAUGAUAGAUAGACAGUAACAGUUUAUUCAGCAUUAGAAGUGUUAAUUCAGCUUCCAGCUCCCUGCACUUGUAUUACAGUGUGAUUGUGUGCGCGCUCCCGCUAAGUCGCAGCAUCAGCACCGUGCGCGCGUCCGGCGGGCAGAGCACCUGGAACAGCGCGAGUUAAAGUUAGCGGAAAACGGGAGCGCGGGGAGAAAGAGGGGAGAAAGCCGGUCCUCGCUGCCCCGUUGCCUCCCACCAUUACUGUUCUAAUCAUCGGGGGCGAGCCGUCGUGGGAAUCCGACCCCAGAGCGCCGGGAGAGGAAGAUGAUGGAGCUCAGAAACGUGCGCUUUCUGUUUCCCGGCCUUUUGCUCUUAUUCGCGCUGCAUCGCUGCUCAUCACGACCGUGUUUAGAUUCAAUUAUUUCACCACUCUAUGCCUCCUCUUUCUGGGCCUCCUCCAGAUACAAUUUUCUCUACUCUGCUCAUUUUGCCAAACUCCACGGAAGUAGUGGCUGGUCUCCAGCCCCUGGAGAUGCACAGCCAUGGCUGCAGAUCAAUCUGGGUAGGAAGUAUCGCAUCGUUGCAAUCGCCACACAGGGUACCUUCAACUCCUACGACUGGGUAACGAAGUACACCCUCCUCUACGGAGACCGCUUUGAUGCAUGGACUCCUUACGUCAUGAAAGGAGGCAACAUGACUUUGCCUGGAAAUUGGAACUACUACCAGGUGAAGAGAAACGUCUUUCACUAUGCUUUUACUGCUAAACACUUGCGCCUCCUACCUAUGGGCUGGAACACGGAAAACGGUGGAAAGAUUGGCGUACGGCUCGAAGUCUAUGGCUGUCCUUAUGACUCAUACGUGAUGCAUUUUGAGGGGGACGACAUGGUGGCAUACUCGUUACCCGGUGGUAGUCUAAGAACCUUGCAGGAUCAUUAUGCUUUGAACUUUAAGACGCUUGAGAAAGAUGGCGUGCUGCUGUACAGCGAGGGAAUCCAGGGAGACUCGAUAUUGCUAGAGCUAAAGACCGGACGGCUCUACCUGCAUAUAAGCCUGGGAAGCAGUACAGUGCAUAACGUCGACGGCAUGACCACAGUGAGGCUGGGAAAUCUACUAGACACACAGCACUGGCAUUACGUCACCAUCAAACGCUACGGCCAAGACCUCAAUUUCACGCUAGACAGCCAGACAGAGAGAGUCCUCCUCAAUGGCGAGUUUAACUACCUAGACCUUGACAAUCAGAUAUACGUAGGUGGUGUGAUUGAGAAAGACUCACCUCACCUCCCAGGUAAAUUCAACUUCCGUGGCUGCUUGGAGAACGUCUUCAUCAAUGGGGUCAACAUCAUUUACAAGACCCAAUACCAAGAUCCUGAUGUCCGGUUUGCUCCCAAAAAGAAAAAGAUGCACUACACAUGUCGUGACCUCCUUUGGAGACCCAUGACUUUUGCAGGGCCCAACAACUACCUCCAGUUGCCUGGGUUUUUUCGAAAGAGCCGACUGGCAGUGAAGUUUAAGUUCCGGUCUUGGGAUUACACCGGAUUGCUGAUGUUCACCAGGUUUGCUGAUGAUCUGGGCUCUUUGGAGCUUGGUUUGAGUGAAGGUCAAGUCAACAUCACCCUUACACAGCCAGGGAACAAGAGACUGCGCUUUGCUGCAGGGUAUCGGUUAAAUGAUGGUUUCUGGCACACGGUGGAUCUGGCUGCCAGAGAUAAUCUGCUCUCAGUCACUAUUGAUGAGGAUGAGAGCUCACCGUUAAAGAUCAGCAACCCGUUCAUGGUUCGCACUGGAAACACCUACUUCUUUGGAGGCUGUCCUAAGACCAACAACACUGCACGCUGCGUGACCAAGCUGGCACGCUUCCACGGCUGCAUGCAGCAGAUCUUUAUUGAUGAUGAGCCUGUGGACAUCGACGUGAUGCUGCAGAGGAAAUGGGGCCGAUACACAGAGCUACUCUUGGGGACAUGUGGGAUCACUGACAGGUGCUCACCAAACCCAUGCGAACACGAGGGCAGGUGCAUUCAGUCCUGGAAUGACUUCCUGUGCAUUUGCAACAACACGGGCUACAAAGGGGAAGUGUGCCACAACUCCGUCUAUCGGGAGUCGUGCGAGGCGUAUAGACUGAAUGGAAAGUACUGGUCAGGCAACUACACCAUAGACCCGGACCUGAGCGGCCCAUUCAAGCCAUUCACAGUCUAUUGCAAGAUGAAGUUAAACAAAGCCUGGACGAUUAUUGAGCACAACCGUCUCGAGAGAGUCAAGGUGACUGGCUCCAGCUUGAAUAAUCCUUAUAUAGGGGACGUCAAGUAUGUAAACGCAUCGUGGGACGAGGUCACUGCUUUAGCCAACACAUCGCUAUACUGCGAACAGUGGAUCGAGUUCUCAUGCUACAAGUCCCGCCUUCUAAACACUCCACAUGGAAGACCUUAUACUUUUUGGAUUGGUCGGCACAACGAGAGUCAUGAAUACUGGGGCGGGUCUUUCUCUGAGAGUGGAAAAUGUGGCUGUGCCAUCAAUCAAACCUGCACCGACUCCAAGUUCUGGUGCAACUGCGACGCCGACUAUCGUCAAUGGUAUGCAGAUAAGGGCUACCUGAUGUUCCGGGACCAUCUACCUGUCAGGAGAAUUGUAGUUGGGGACACAAACCGGCCCGGCUCAGAGGCCCAGUACAGCCUUGGACCACUGCGUUGUUCUGGAGACAGGAGUAUCUGGAAUACGGUAGCUAUUACAAAGCCCACGUUUAUGACCUUCCCCACCUUUAAACCCGGCACCAGCGCUGACAUCACCUUCCACUUCAGGACCUAUCGCACCAACGGGGUCUUCCUAGAAAACUCAGAUGACCAUCUGCGCAACUUCAUCAGGAUCGAGCUAAACUCCACCACUGAGGUAGUUUUCGUCUUUAUGGUGGGCGACGGGAUUCGUAACGUAACCCUGCACACCCCCAAACAUCUCAAUGAUAACGAGUGGCACUACGUCGAGGCCGAGAUCAAUGUCAAAAUGGCAAGGCUCAAAGUGGACUUCUAUCCUCCAGCUAUCCACAAGUUCCCUGAACAAACCUAUAUCAACAUGCAGUUCACUCAACCCCUGCUCGUAGGCGCAGCAAAUCACACCCUGAGGCCCUUCUUGGGUUGCUUGCGUGGCCUGAGAAUGAACGGCGUCCCUGUGGAUCUGGAGGGGAAGGUAGAUGAGCGCACUGGGAUCCGGAGGAACUGCACUGGAGCUUGUCUUAAUGCCUCCAUCCCCUGCAGGAAUGGAGGGCAGUGCAUCGAUGGCUACGCUUCAUACACCUGCGACUGCAACAACACAGCCUUUGAUGGUUAUUAUUGCCAGUUAGAUAUCGGGGCGUUCUUUGAUGUGGGAGCUUGGCUCCGCUACGACAUCCGGAAAGAGCCUAUUUCGGAGGACGCCUGGUGGGCUAACUUCUGGAUCGAACCGCACUGGCACAACUUCACGCUGGGCUACAACACCACCACAGAUGAUAUCGAGUUCAGUUUCAGCACCCUGCAGACACCAGCCGUACUGCUGUACAUCAGCUCCUUCCACAAAGACUACAUCGCUGUGCUGCUCAAGAAAGAUGGUACCCUCUCCCUGAGAUAUCGUCUGGGUUUGUUAACACAUAAAAUUCUGCUGACCUCCAGGAAUCUGGCUGAUGGCUUUCCUCAUUUUGUCAACAUCACCAGGCACAACUACACCGUAUGGACACAGGUGGAUUACAUGGAGCCAUGGGUUGAGAGAUUAACUCUUGGGGAGAUUCCCAGAUUUGACUCACCGAAGAGUAUCUUUCUAGGGCGCGUCAUGGAGGUUGGUGAUAUCGAUUAUGACGUUCAGAGACACAACAGUCCGGGUUUGGUGGGCUGCAUAUCGGGGGUCCGCUAUAACAUCUUUGCGCCGCUGAAGGCGUAUUUUCGGCCCAACGUCACCAAUCCACCCAUCACCACUCAAGGCUACGUGGUGGAGUCUAACUGUGGCGCAUUUCCUCCAGUCUUAGGCUACGUACCUUGGGAGGACGACCCCUGGUUCACUGGACUGUUCUUCUAUUAUAUUCAUGAUGACGUGACUCCACCCUGGAUGACAUUGAUUGUCACCGUGUCUCUGAUGCUGCUCUUCCUCAUGCUGUAUGGUAUGUACAUUUACCUGUACAAAUAUAAAGGCAGCUAUCAUACGAACGAGCCGAAAAACCUGGAGUCGCCCAGUUCUGCUCGUCCCCUCACCGAAACACUGCGCAAAGAUAAGAAGAACCUGCCGGAAAUACAGGAGGAAGCGAUGCGUGAAUAACGCCAGCAAGAAACAGGGUCCGAGGGAAAGGGGGGUGGGACACACAAGGUGAGCGAAACAUAGGGAGCGAAACAUAGGGAAGAGGAAAUGAUGAAACGGAUGGGCGAAACGGGUUACAUUAUGUGAUUCUAAAACACAUCUAUAUUUUUGCUUUAUAUUUAUAUUUUUCUUAAUUUCUAUUCUGUUUGUUUAUUUUUGCCCCCUGGUGUUAAUUGAUGGUAAUUGGGUGUUAAUUCGACAUCUGGUGCUUUUUUGGCUAAACUUUUGCAGGGUUCAGAUCCCACAUUGCAAUGUUGGCCAAAGCAAGUGCCUCAGGAAUCUAAAUAUUUGGAAUUAAAUCAACAGGCUUGCAUGUGUGUGUGUGUAUGUGUGUGUGUGUGUGUGUGUGUGUGUGUUUGCAUAAACACUGUGUCGUAUCCAAUUUUCUUAAAAAAAAGAAGACAAAAAAAAAAAGCAUUUUGCUAAUGUACAUGUUUACAAAGAUUGUAUCUAUUUCUGGUAAACUAUAUAGGGUUGCUUGCAAAUGUUUGUGCACCCCUGGCCAAAUUACAUACACAUUGUUGAUUUAAUUUGACAAUGAAGUCAAAAUAUAUAUUUAUAUAUCCAUCCAUCCAUGCAUACAUACAUACAUACAUUUUAUAUAUAUAUAUAAAAACAAUACCAGUGUAACCAAAAGUUUGGACACACCUUCUUAUUCAAUAGUUUUUCAAUUUGGUUUCAACACAAUAUUAAAACAUUGAAAUUAUGACAGAAGAAAUAUGGAACUAUGUAUAUAACAAUAAUUGACUGAAGGAGAUAUAGAUUAGAUUACAGAAUAUAUAAUAUAUUACAUUACAUUUUCUGCAACAAUGAACGCAUGUUCACUUCAUAUGAUUUAUCUGCUGAAUUGUUUACCCGCUCUUCCUUUCAGAAUGGUUGUAGCUCUGAGAUAUCCUCAGGCACGUUUAAGAUCUGAACACAGAUUUGCAAUGAUGUAAGGAUUCCUUUUGCAGAUCAUGGUAAUCUUUUUAACUGGUAUAUACUGCUAUACUUUUUUAUAUUUAUUUAAUCCUUUUUACCAAAAAAAAAAUGUAAAUAAAAUGUAUACAUUUGGCCAGGAGGAUCCAAACCUUUGCAAUACAAUAGUAAGGCUUUUAGUGGACAUAUUUGAAAUCUUCAUGAGAGCUGAUGGGUUAGAAAUCUAUAUUUGUUAUAUUACUUGCCUUCACCAGUGAUUAGUGCUCGCAUAUACUGCAGGAUCAUAUAUACACUGUUUGAGCUUUAAGUGUAUUAAGCACUUACAAUCACUGUAAUUAAAGAAAUAGUAUUUAGAAGUGAAACUAGGUAUAUAUAAGGUAAAUAUAUGUUCCCAUACCGACCACAGUUUUGUUUAUAUAUGUAUAAGUAUGGAGGAGAGCCAUAGUGAGCUUGGUCAUACCCGUGCUAUAUGUUCUCUCAUAAGUCUUCCUGAUUUUAACAAAAGUGAAAUACAAACCUCAACUUUUACGAAUCCUGCCCUGUGAAAUAAGUAUGAGAAAACUGUCCUGUGUUUCAUGUGAGUAAACUUUGACUCAGGGUUGAAAGAUUCCUCUCACUGUCUCCACCCAAACGUAUCAUACAGUCAAGACUAAAAGUCUUAUUCCAUUCAUUUUUGAGACAAUAUAUGACUUGACUCAACCCGAUUGUUAAAAAAAACAUUACUAAAUACUAAAUUUGAGCUGCCAGAGAAAUCUCACACCAUGUACUUUACCUUUCUUUAUCAUUUUUUUGUAUCUCUUUAUUGAAAGACAUCACCCCCAGACAUUGGUUAACAGAUUUAACAGGAGUCUAAGUAUAGUUGUUUUAUGCAUUUUUACUUAACCCUUUCUUCAUGAAUGGUUCUGAGAUAUUAUGUUGUUGUAUAUAUAUAUAUAUAUAUCAGUGAUAUUACUGUUUAAUUAUUUACUGUUAGCAUUAAAGGGAGUUUACAGUAUGUAUUCCAAAGCAUUCUGAGGUUGUGUUUAAAUACUUUUCACUUACAAAAAAAACAUUACAGGUAGUCACAGAGUUUUUCUUUUGUUUUUAACGGAUUUUACGAUGAUGAUAGCCAUAAGACAUAAGAUUUUUUGUGCGACAUUUAAAUUUUUGCACGAUACUGUAUGUUGUCAUUCUGCAUGCUUUGGAAUGCAUACUGUAAACUCCCUUUAAUGGGUUUGUUAACAGUAAAUAAUUAAACAGAAAUAUCACUGAUAUAUUUUAAUCAGUCUCUCUUUAUACAUUAUGGAUCCCUUCCUCCUAGUUUUGGAAUCUAUUUUCAAAUACAAUCUUACGGUUUUCUUAACCGAAAAGACCUUCGGACUCGACUGUAAAGUUUUCACCGACCACCAUUUUUACCUGUCUUGUAAUCAUCCAAGCCGAUUUCUAUGAGCUCGGAUUUCCAACAAACCUUUUAAAAUUGAGUGGAAGCAUUGAGAGGAAUCUUUGCGAUGAAUUCAUGCGAAUUUGUGUGUUCGGAUCUGAGUGCAAUCUAGAACCUGAUAUGUAUAUUGUAUGUGGACAAGCAAUUAUUAUAACAGCCUACCUAAGCACCCACACACACACACACACACACACACACUAUUUUGUUUAGUUAUCAGGAAUGGUGUCAAAAUGAUUUUGAAAGUUUUUCUUUCUCUCACUGCUUUUUUUUGUUGCUCGCAAUGCUUCAUAAAAUCCAUGCAGCAUAUCAUAUAUUUGAUCGCUAACUUUUUUUUUAAUGAUCUUUUUUAAUCACCAUUUCUUUUUAACCAAAUAUAUAAAUGAAGUAGUUGAACAUUGAAGUAGAGUGUUUGCAAUACAGUCAUCCAGUUUGAUAUUGGGUUUAAAGGGAAACUCCACCAUGGGCAACAUUUUUAUAAUGAACCUGUAACUUACACAAGAUUUGGUGCAUUUUUUAUUGAAAUGAUGCAGUGGUGCUUUAAUGCUUAAGUCCUUCCAGCUUCCUCAUGUGGAGAGGCGACAGUUCUGUGUAUGGAGGCGGUAAUUCAGUGGUUACUAAUCAGAAGCUUGAGGGUUUAAGCCCUUGUUUCACCAAGCUGCCACUAUUGGGCCUUUAAACAAGGCGCUUAACCCUCUGUGCUCCAGGGGUGCUGUAUCGUGUCAGACCCCAGCUUUCUAACAUCAUUCUGAUAUGUGAAGAACGAAUUUUGGCACCUUUACCUUUUACUCAUCUGUACACACUGCUCAAAGUUUUGCUUUCAUCCUAAAGCCACUGGCAUUGAAAAUCACUAACUGGUCAGACUGAUUAAGUGCCAUAACUCAGAAUUGUAUAACUGCAUUGCAUUCUGGUAUUUUAAGUCCAGAAUUUGCACCAUAAAUUUUACAUUUAUGGCAUUUGGCAUCCUGAUGCUGGUUCAUUAGUCUAAGAAUAGCAUCAAUAUUGAUUGCUACAGCUAUAGGACGUCAGUGGAGGGCGUACAGGGAGAGCUUUUAACAAUGGACACUGUCUCAAAGCAACUUUACAGAGAUGAGAUGUAUGAAAAAAUGUUGUAUAAGAAUGUAAAGGUUUAGUGCCUAUAAGUUUGUUCUUUAUAAGUUUAUCUCUAAUAAGUGAGCCAGUGGUGACUGUGGCAAGGAAAAGCAAGUGAGACUUGAAAAGAAUCAGAUUCAAAAGAGAAGCCAUCCUCAUCCGGAUGACACCGAAUGUCCAUUUAUUACAGUUCCAAAACAAUGCAUUUCAUGGUGGAGUUUUCCUUUAAUCUAAGCAUUAAGACUUUAGGAUUUCUUUGCUGUUGCACUGAAUUUGGCAAAGAAAUUAAAAUGCUGCUCCUUCCAGACAGCCCAGUCUCACGCCAAUUUGUGAUCUGUGUUCACAGACACGAAUUUCCCUCUUUUUUCACGUCACUGAGGACCACUUUCUAUGUAAUGUAUUUUAAAAGGAAGUAUUUUUGGUGCCUCCGCCAAAGUUUUCUUUAUCCCACUGGAUAGAUUUUUCUCGUUUGAUAUGGAUCAUUUAAUGUUCAAGCACUAUUACUCAACAUUUAAGCAAAUUUUAUCCUUGUUUUUAUUGUUUUAUAUUCAAUAAGCUACUCGUUAUUGUAUCAUCAGUGGUUCCUUACAGUCAAAAUACGGUGAAUAUUUUCUCCCGGUUAAUUAAGGAGACUGUGUUAAUUAGAGACACACAUUUAUUACAGUAUAACUCUUACCUUUUUUCCCUAACUAUAUAUUUUCUGCCUUAUUCUCUGAUAAAAAUGGAGAAAAAAGAUGACCUUUGGUAUUUCUGUCAGCAUUAAUCAUGAUCCUCUGCUUCCGUUGCUACGGAGACGAUGCCAGACGGAUUCGAUAGAUUAAAGUUUGCGACUAUAUCAGAAAUGCCGUGAGAAUGUAUUGUUCCAGAACAUGGACAAUUGUUUCUACGUUUCCCAAAGUGAAUAAUACAGUAAGGUGAGACACUUUUUAAGAUCUGAACACAUAAUCGUAUUAUUUUUAUAAUUGUAUUAGUAAUUUGUAUGCUAAAAACUAGCAGCGACUCCAUAAUUAUGUAUGUUAACAGUCAUUUCAACUUUAACACCAUACCGAUUUCUUUAAUUAAGAUUUAAAGAUCUUAAAAAUCGUGCUAUUUUUCAAUUCUGGUAUUAGGCCACAAAAUAUAUAUACAGUACUGUACAAAAGUCCUAGGCCACCAUUAGAUUUCUUGUAUACAUAAUUAUUUCUCAGUCUUUUAAGUAGAAAACAACCAAGAAACUUGUAUACAGUAUUAUAAAUCAGAGACAUCAGUUUCUUUAGGCGUAAGUGGGAAGUAUUUGGCGGUACCUUCUAUUACACUUGAGCAAUAGCAGGAACCUGGUUCUCACAAACCUACAUGAAAUGGAACUUUAAGUAAUGUCAUUGCUAACAUCUGUAUUUGUCCUACUAUUUCAUGUCAAAAUGAAAAUGCUGUGAAAAAAAUCUACCGGUCUAAACCCUUUUACCAGGGUUUGUGAAAGACAUGCUUAAACUUUAUAUGCAUUUGUUAAAUGAGUUUAAUCCAUUGAAAGAUUGGCAAAAUUUGCUAAUAAGAUUCCAUCAUUCCAUUCAGAAUGGCACAGAGUUUUACAGACAUAUCAUACAAAUCAUACUUUAGCAUCAGAAAGGCCACUUAGCAUAAAAGCUAGUGGUGGCUUUUGCACAGUACUGUCUUUUGUUUAGGGUUUAAAUUAGUUUGUCAUACGAAUCAUAAGUACACCUUUUUUAAAUUCAGUGAUUUGUUCGCAGUUUAUAACAAGAAAUUAAAGGACCUAUGUAGGGGAAGUGGUGUUGUAGCUUCAUUGAUUGUAGUAGGAAUUAAAGACGCUAAUUAACAGACAGGUGCUGAUAAUAAAAGCCACAUGAUUGGGUAAAUGGCAGGACAUGUGACCACCUUUAUUGUUCAGAACUGCUAAUUCAGCUCUUUUUUUUACAUUGUUUUACAACCAAUAAAUCAGCGUGAAAGGGAUAAUUUAGGAUUACUUAAGAAUUAUUAACAAAUUGGUAACAUUCAAGCUUCCUUCCUGUCUUGUAAAUUCGUCAGACCAGAAAGAAAUUGUUUUUUAUAAUGUUGAGAAAUUGCAAAAACCUCAACUUUUAUACUAUAUAUAUAUAUAUAUAUAUAUCACAGGAAGCUAAUGUGAUUCUAAAUUGGGAAUAAUAUGAUCACUAGUCCCUUCCCAAGUUAGGAUUCUAGUUAACGUUUGAACAUAUUGUAUUUUUUUUGUACAGCGAAGGAAAAAACAUAGGACGAAAAAUAAGUGAACUGAUCAUGUGCGUGUAAACAGGGUAUAACCCUGCAGUGACUCCUCACUAUGCCACAGAAUCCAAGGUACAAUAAUACUAAUAACUAAAAGUAAUAAUAAUAUUAAUAAUAAUAAUAAUAAUAAUACCACAAAAUAAUUUAAGGCAAGACAGAAUAAACAUUCAAUAAAUCUAAUAAACAAAAGCUAAACCAUAAUCCAACCAUGCAGAUGUAAGCUAAUGUUCCAACCAGCAAAACCAAAAUACUGAAUUUAGAUAAUGGACGAAUUAUGGAAUAUGAGGACUUGUUUGCAGCAGCCUUGACAUGUUCACAAGUUCACGGGUACUGCAUUUCUUGUGUGAAUGCUCCAAAUUUCUAAGUAAAUUUCUCUAAAUCCAGGUACAGGGUUUCAGUAAUUGCAAAUGAUCAGUUCGCUUGUUGCUAUGGUUCCAUCAAACUGCUUUUUUGAAUAAAUGGAUUCUGCGCAGAAUGAGUUGAUAUAGAAAGAUCUAUUUCUGAUAUAUAAAACUGAACCAUAGAAUUUAAGAAGGGUGUACUUGAUUGUAAAUUUAUCAAAUAUAUUUAGUUCCUUUCACUGGGUAUAUAAACUAGGAGCUAGAGAGGAUCAACUAAGAGGUGCUACAAACCAAGUCGGAAGUAGAAUAAAUCUUGCAAGUAAGGUUCUUCUAGUAAACAUCAGAGUCUUUGUAUGAGGAUUACAGGACGUAAAUGCACGUUUCGAAUCCGAUUCAUUCAAAGCCAUUGUCAUCACUGCUGCUGCUUUCUAGAUGCUUCUGACGAUCAUGUUGAGGUUUAGAUGAUCACCACCAUCACUGUAUGAUUCUCUCUGAGGUCUCCCUAGGAGCAGUGCUUUAAUAGGAAAAAAAAUAAACUCAAGUAGAACAUCGUAAAGCUAUGCAUUCUGCAUGACGGCACUUUUUAUUAAAAUGCAAUAACAAACAAAAAAAUAAUAAUCAGCUGCUUCCAAUGCUAGUGCUAAUCUCAUCGCUUAAGUAGCAUUAGCAUAUUUUUAAUAAAGUUUGGAAACACAGAGUCUUUUAUGUUUUUUGAUACACAGGCAUGUUUCUAUGUAACAGUUAUAAGGCAAAACACAAGGAUUGGACAGUGAAUGACUGGAAGAAAGUUCUAUGGACAGAUGAGUCUUGACAUUUUUGGUUCUAACAGAACUUAUAUGAGACAGAGAACAGGAGAGAACAUGUUAGCAGACUGUCUCACCCCCACAGUCAAACAUGGACGUGAAAACUUUAUGGUUUGGAGUUGUUUUGGAGCAGGAAAUAUUGGAGUCUUUUUCCAGGUGAAAAGAACAAACAUGGCUCCCAUUCCAUACUUCAUCACCAUGUAAUUCCAUCUGGACUGCAGCUCAUUGGAACGGACUUCACUGUACAACAAGAUGAUGAGCCAAAGCGACCAAUACGUCUGAACUUUAUAAGCAUUAUUUAUAGAGAAAGUGAAACUUCUGUACAUUUAUACAUCUGUUUGGUCAAAGUAAUUAUUUAUACUGGUACCGAGUUUGUUGCUUAGAAAUGAAAGGAACAUGCAUGUGUCUUUAAAAAAACAUAAAACACUACGUGACUCCGAACUUGACAGACACUGUAUACUUGUGUAUUAAAAUAGGCAUGUGAAACUAUACUGAUCAGUACAAGUGUAGAGCGUGUACAUGGCCGUGUUUCUUACUCUCUCUGCCAUUCGUUCUUAUCGUUCACGUUUCUCUCGCUUUUCGCUCACUCAGGAUGAAAUGACUGCCAAUCGAAUGUCCAGUUGAGGAUGAAAAAAGUCCGAGUGAAUGAGGGUUUUUGUGAAUGAAUGUAAAAUCAGGUGACGUUUAAAGUACUGUACUAAGCACCAGGAGGUUUUGAGUUCAAAUCCCAGAGAUGCUGCUACUGAUAAUGUUUUGCGUAAUGCUGCGUAAUUUGUAUUGCAAACUUGUAAUUCCCAGUUUGAAAAAAAAACAACAACACAGUGUCUAGUUGUAUGUGAUUUAUUGUAUUCGGAUUGCUGGAAGCAGGGAAUGUGUGUGUGGAAAAGAUGUUUUUAUUGAUAUCCAAUG
Molecule: messenger RNA, 12098 nt
Organism: Silurus meridionalis
Lineage: Eukaryota; Metazoa; Chordata; Actinopteri; Siluriformes; Siluridae
Gene: cntnap1
Product: contactin associated protein 1
Exons: 24
Coding region: 400-4344 (1314 amino acids)
Source: RefSeq, a predicted model, not a curated record